AUGUUGUCUUCGGUGCCUACAUGGAUAUUCAGUCUUUGUAGCCUUAUGUCCAUUGAUCUUAGCCUUAAUGGAGCUGAAGGUUUGAUUCCCAAUGGUUUUCAAAACAUGUCUUCUCUCAAAUUUCUUGAUCUUAGUUGGAAUUCAUUCUUUUCAUCAUCGACACUCAGCUGGUUGUCUAAUUUAAACCAACUUCAAUUCCUUGGUCUUGUUGAUGUCGGCCUGAAAGGUAAUUUUCUAAGUGCUAUUGGAAACUUGAGCUCUCUUACUCAUCUUGAUGUUUCACGUAAUGGAAUUGAUCAAGAGGUAUCAGAAAUCAUAGAGAGUUUGUCUAGAUGUAGUAUGGAUCGAUUAGAGUCAUUAAAUAUUGCAUCUAACAAACUUUCUGGCCAUUUACCUGAUCAACCUGGCCAAUUUAAAAUUUUGGCAUACGUUUCCCUUGCUGGAAACUCCAUUUCUGGUCCCAUUCCAUUCUCAAUAGGGAAGUUAUCAUCAUUGAAAGUUCUUGAUGUUUCACACAAUCGAUUGAAUGCAACUCUCCCUCAAAGUUUAGGACAACUUGGGAAUUUGGAACAUUUAGACUGGCUACAAUUCCAAAAGAACUUGUCUCUAUUAGAUAUCUCCCAUGCUGAAAUUUCAGGUCCAUUGCCACUAGCAAUUUCAAAUUUGGAGUUUUCAUUUUUGUCUAAUAAUCUAUUUUCAGGACCCCUUUCUAAUUUUCUUUGUAAUUCCUCAACUAAACGGGAAACUUUGACCUUUCUUGACAUUGAAUCAAAUCGUCUAUCAGCCACCAUUAUUAGCUUUUGUGAUGGGAAUUCCAAUGUGCUUUGCAUUGAGAGUGAGAUGCAAGCUCUUUCGAGGUUCAAGCAACACCUAAUUGAUCGAUCAAACAGGCUAUCUUCUUGGGUUGAAGGUAGUCCUGACAUAGAACUGGAUGAUGAACGGGAUGUUUACUUUCAGUCAGCUGAACGGGAUGCUUACUUUCUGUCAAAGCUAGGAGGCAAAAUAAAUCCUUCUUUGAUCGAGUUGAAACAUCUCAGUUGCCUAGACUUAAGCAACAACGACUUUGGAGGCCUGGCAAUUCCUGAAUUCAUUGGUUCGAGGAAGAGUUUGACAUAUCUUAACCUCUCUUCGGCAAAAUUCAGCAGAGCAAUUCCCCAUAAUCUUGGAAAUCUCUCAAAAUUACAUUAUCUUGAUCUUGGACACAAUUCCUUUUUUGAAGCUAAAACUCUUCAAUGGGUUUCUGGUCUUUCGUCUCUGCAGUAUCUUGAUUUGAGUGAUGCAAAUCUUACUAAAGCAACUGAUUGGCUGCAGGCAACAAACAAACUUCCUUCUUUGGUGGAGUUACACUUAUCAGAUUGCUCUUUAAAUAAUAAUGAUCCAUCUUCAAUCAGUGUUAACUACACAUCUCUCGCCGUUCUUGAUCUUUCUUCAAACAUGUUGUCUUCGAUACCUACAUGGAUAUUCAGUCUUCGUAGUCUUGUGUCCAUUGAUCUUAACUCUAAUGCAGUUGAAGGUGUGAUUCCCAAUGGUUUUCAGAACAUGUCUUCUCUCAAAUUUCUUGAUCUUAGUUGGAAUUCAUUCUCUUCAUUAUCGACACUCAGCUGGUUGUCUAAUUUAAACCAACUUCAAUUCCUUGGUCUUGUUUAUAUCAGCCUAAAAGGUAAUUUUUCAAGUGCUAUUGGAAACUUGAGCUCUCUUACUCAUCUUGAUGUUUCACGUAAUGGAAUUGAUCAAGAGGUAUCAGAAAUCAUAGAGAGUUUGUCUAGAUGUUGUUUGGAUCGAUUAGAGUCAUUAAAUAUUGCAUCUAACAAACUUUCUGGCCAUUUACCUGAUCAACUUGGCCAAUUUAAAAAUUUGGCAUACCUUUCCCUUUCCGGAAACUCUAUUUCUGGUCCCAUUCCAUUGUCAAUCGGGAAGUUGUCAUCAUUGAAAUUUCUUUAUGUUGCAAAAAAUCGAUUGAAUGCAACUCUUCCUCAAAGUUUAGGACAACUUGGGAAUUUGGAACAUUUAAACGUCAGCAAUAAUAUGUUGGAAGGAAAUAUAUCAGAAAUGUUCUUUUCUAAUCUCUUGGGAUUGACAGUUUUUUGGGCAUCUAACAACAUGUUAACGUUUAAACCAAACCCAAGUUGGAUUCCUCCUUUUCAAUGGAAAAGUAUUGGAUUAGGAUCCCUUUCUAAUAUUCUUUGUAAUUUCUCAACUAAACUGGAAACUUUGACCAUUCUUGACAUUGAAUCAAAUCUUCUGUCAGGUGAAAUUCCAGAUUGUUGGGAAAAUUACCAAACGUUGGAAGUCUUAAAUUUAGGAAACAACAAUCUAAAUGGGAAAAUUCCUAGAUCCUUGGGAUCUGUAGGUGGUAUCGAGUCAUUAAACCUUCGUAACAAUAACCUGUUUGGAGAAGUACCAUCUAUAUUGCAGCAUUUAGCUAAUUUGCUUAUUCUUGAUCUUUGUGAAAAUCAAUUAACGGGAAGUAUUCCAGCUUGGAUUGGAGACAAGCUUUUAAGCCUUGUGUUCUUGGAUCUUGGUUAUAACAACAUUUCAGAAGCUAUUCCAAAAUGUUUUAGUAACCUAAGUGCCAUGGCCGCAAAACCCCUCAACGGAAUCUUGUAUCGAUGGGUCUUGGAAUUCCACCCUAACAACUGGUUUUAUUUAGGUGCAUUAUUGGUGAUGAGAGGAAGAGAGGAUGAAUAUAGUACCACACUAGGACUUGUUACCGGCAUAGACCUUUCAGGUAACAGUCUCACAGGAAAGAUCCCCAGAGAACUUGGUAAUCUCAAGGAGCUGCGGUCGUUAUAUUUGUCAGGAAAUCUCCUAACAGGACAGAUACCAGAGAACAUUGGCAAUCUGGAGGUGUUGGAAUCUCUUGACUUGUCGAUGAACCGACUCCAAGGUGAAAUCCCUUCAAGUUUCUCCAAUUUGAAUUUUUUGAAUCACUUCAACGUGUCAUAUAACAACUUGACAGGAAAAAUCCCAUUAGGCACCCAGCUCCAAAGCUUUGACAAUUUUUCUUACAUUGGCAAUCUUCUUUGCGGACCUCCAAUCACUAAAAAUUGCAGCAGAAAUGGCGAAACACCUGAUGUUAUAAAUGGAGGUAGCAGUGAAGGAAGGCACAGGUUUGAGGUGAAUUGGCUUUAUGUGAGCAUGGUGGUUGGAUUUGUCAUGGGGUUUUGGGGAGUUGUGGCUCCCCUGAUUUUCAUCAGGUCUUGGAGGUUUGCUUAUAAUAAAAUACUGGAGCAUAUUGGUGAUAAGUUAUACGUGUUUUGGGUUACUAUUGGUAUUCGGAUAUGA
Molecule: messenger RNA, 3285 nt
Organism: Durio zibethinus
Lineage: Eukaryota; Viridiplantae; Streptophyta; Magnoliopsida; Malvales; Malvaceae
Source: RefSeq, a predicted model, not a curated record